GCGCUCUUUAAGCUCCGGUGUCGCCACACAGAGCAGCCAUUCAUCGGCUCCACGGCCAGCCACACACACUCCCGUGGAACCACUGCGCGUCUCCACUCACGGUGUAGCGGAUUUCGAUGCAUAAGAAGAAAAGAAAAAAAAAAAAGGACCUGGACACUUUUACGCAUCAUGACUUCGUAUUAAAAGAGUCCACACUAACCGGGACCAUCGCAAACUCCACAUAGUCCCAUAAAAAAAAAUUCAUUGAAAGUUCUCGUGAAACGAAUUAAGCGGGUUUUUGUUUGUUUUGUUUUGUUUUGUUUUUUUUCCAAAUUAUUUUUGAUUUUGUAAAUGUCCGGAGAGGAGCACAGCAUGUCCGAAGCGGAGCUGAGCCCCGGAGGUUCGGACGACGCUCACUCGCUUUCCCCGGGCCGCGCCGGAGCUCCGCCCGGCCACGACUCACCUCUGACGGGGCCUCCGCCCCAGCUGACGUCGCUGUGCGCGGCGGACGGCUCCGGGGACGACCGCUCCGCCGUCAAGUCGGAGGAGGAGGACGAGCGCUUCCCCAUCGGCAUCCGGGAGGCGGUGAGCCAGGUUCUGGACGGCUACGACUGGACCCUGGUGCCCAUGCCGGUGCGCGUCAACAACGGAAACAAAGCCAAGCCUCACGUCAAGCGGCCCAUGAACGCCUUCAUGGUGUGGGCGCAGGCGGCCAGGAGGAAGCUGGCCGACCAGUACCCCCACCUGCACAACGCCGAGCUCAGCAAGACGCUGGGCAAACUCUGGAGGCUGCUCAACGAGAGCGACAAGAGGCCAUUCAUCGAGGAGGCGGAGAGGCUGAGGAAGCAGCACAAGAAGGACUACCCGGAGUACAAGUACCAGCCGCGGAGGCGCAAGAACGGCAAACUCGCGCCCGCCAACGAGUCGGACAGCCCCGGCGAGGGCGAGGCCGGCCACUCGCAGUCGCACUACAAGAGCCUACAUCUGGAGCACAAUGGCGGCGCGGGAUCACCUCUGGGCGACCUGCACCACCAUCACCACCACCACCACCACCACCCUGCCAGUCAGGGUCACAGCCCCCCCACGCCCCCAACCACCCCAAAGACAGAGCUCCAGUCAAGCAAACUGUCAGACGGCAAGCGAGAGGGGGCAGCGGGAGGGGCCGGAGGAUCCGGGGGCUCCAGGGGGCCCCUGGGCGUAGGCGGCGAAGGGGCAUCCGGCGGCCCUUCGUCAUCGGGCUCCAAGCCCCACAUCGAUUUCGGCACGAUGGACAUCGGCGAGAUCAGCAACGAGGUGAUGUCCAACAUCGAGCCUUUCGACGUCAACGAGUUCGACCAGUACUUGCCCCCCAACGGGCACCCCCAAGGCGCCGCCGGAGGCCCCUCCGCGGGGACCUCGGCCUCGUCCUACGCCUACGCCCUGGCCGCGGCCAGCGGCCACUCGGCCUGGCUCUCCAAGCAGCAGCAGCAGCAGCAGCCUCAGGGCUCGCCCACGUCCUCCGACCACUCCAAGGCCCAGAUCAAAAGCGAGUCCGGGUCCGGGAGCCACUACGCCGAGGCCUCGUCGUCGCCCUCGUCGGGUGCGCACGUCACCUACGCCCCGCUCAGCCUCCCUCACUAUGGCUCUGCUUUCCCCUCGCUGGCCUCCAGGGCUCAGUUUGACUACGGAGACCACCAGGCCCCCGGGGCGUACUACACCCACUCCACUCAGUCCCCCGGGCUGUACUCAGCCUUCUCCUACAUGGGCCCUACACAGAGGCCUCUGUACACCACCAUAGGCGACCCCUCCAGCGUGGCCCCCUCCCACAGCCCCACGCACUGGGAGCAGCCUGUUUACACCACACUCACAAGACCCUGAGGGGGGAGUCCAGGAAUAUAUGGGAAGCGUGUGAGAGCAUCUGUGUGCGUGCGUUUGCUAAUGGGAGUUCGCGUGAUGUGAGCGUGCGUGCGUGCGAUUGUAUGUCUACGCCAUAUCGAUGUAAUAUUAGAGGUUUUUUACUUUUUUUUUUUUUAGCUGGUCAAAUGCAUCCAAGGGGGGUGGCGGGGGGGAGGGCGGCAAGUUGUUCAGCGGGGGCCUGCAGCCAAUCAAAAAGAUACAUUCGAAAGCAAUGCGUGCCAUCAGGAUUGUACGAGUGAAGGUGUACAGCAACUGGAGUGGAGACAAUGGAUUGUUUGAAAUACGACAAACGAUAACCCCGGAGAGAUUCGCAAACUGACGUCAUCCCAUUUAUUAACCAAACUAAAGGACACUUGUUUGUUUGUUUGUUUGUUUUUUGGGAUCUUUUUGUGUUAUUUUAUAUGAGUAGUAUCGUUGAUGUUGCUAUACUAGUGUAACUUUAUUGUGACUGACAUGAUAAUACACUUACACAGCUUCACCACUGCUUCCGGAACACGUUUCGUUCAAAGUUGGCGCCCAAUUUUUGGGUUGUUUUUGGUAACGGCGGCCUUUUUUCUUCGGCGAUAACUCUCGUCUUUCUGUCUGCGUGUUUCUGCGUCUGUAUCCUUUGCUACCUAUUUGAUCUGAAGCGUUUAUGGGAACAAUAGGAAAAAGAGAGGGAAAGAGAGCUCUUCGAAGAUAUUUCACAUUUUUUUGCUCCGUCUUGGACACUUUACCUCAAGUCUCAUUGUCAUUUUGUGCCAAUACACUUUCCAUGCCUGCCCACUUAGAGAAAACUUUGAACUAUCUCACUUUUCUUUCUUACUUUGUAACGAUUUGCUGAAUCAAAUCUGGUUGCUAACAUGUUGUAAUAGAGUGUAGUGCAAAGUUCGAUCCAAUCCCUUGAGAUAAUUGGCCAGCUUUGGGUCCUGCUUAAGGAUUACUUGGAAUCACAUGUACAAUUGUUCUGCAUGUUUUCGACUCCACCGUUGUUCCUAGCGAGCGGACCGAACAGGCUUCCAUACUUCCUCUCUGGCAAUGUGAAUAAUAGUCAUUACCGCGGGCGUUACUUUACGAUAUGUGAUGCAUACUUUCCCAUUUUAUACUGACCCUCUUACCGUGCCGUUUUGUUUUUGCUAUAAGUAUGCCACACCUUUUGCUUCCUCCAUUUAAAAAAAAUAAUUCUCAAUAGUUUUGCAAAGUGUUUGCCAAGUAUUUUGCUUCCUUACAAGAAAAAGCAAUGUUGAAAUAUUAUUGUUGUCAUCUAUUAAAUCAAUUUAUUUAUAAAAAAAAAUAAACUUGUAAGAUCAGUUUAUUUGCUAUUUACCUCAGUAAUAUGUGAAGAAAAUAUAAUGUUAUUUUAUGCAGCAGUCCCAUUUUGACUCUUAACACACGCUGCACUUAGCAAGCGAGGGCCGAGAAAAGUAAAUUAAAAACACGCCGCUGACGUGUGAACUGUAAUAAUAACAAUCGGUGCCCCAGCAGCAUAAGCUGUUUAGUGUGUUUGUAUGCACAGUAGGCUAAAAUGGACUACUAAUUCCUCGCAUUUAAUCGGCUGGGGACGGAGUUUUACUGCAAAAAGACAAAGAGAGCCAUUGAGAGAGCGAGAGGGAUAGAAAGUGAGAGAAGGGGAGGGUGUUAAGAACCGGAGAGCUGGCCAAUUUCAGCCUCUCGGUAUUGGCCUUCUCGCACGCUUGCCUUCUGCGCUGCACCUGAAUAAAUGCAUGUCUGACAAAAUCAACUUCAAGACAGCUUGAGUGAGGCCUUCACGUUAGUUGUACCCCUGUGCCUUUAAUGAGCCAAGCUUGUUUCAACCAGUCGAUGCCGCAGAACAUCCAGUGGUGGUGAUAUUCAUGAUUAUUAUAAUACAUCAUAUCCAGACCAAAAACAUAAAAUAAUAAUAAUAAUCAAAAGCCUGGCACAGAUCCUGUGCCAAAUUGAAAAGAAUGAAUCAAUUUAGCAAGAAACAUGAAAUCGACUCACUUUAUUUUUGACACCUGUGUCCAACACCAUUCGUGACCAAAAUACAUAACACAAACAUUUCUUUAAUACGGAACAUUCGGCUCGACUCAAUGACACCGUACAAUGCAUACAACACAACAGCAAGAAAUGCAAAAGGUCAGUUAAAAUGAUGAACAAAUAUUAGUGAAAGGGAGAAAAAUGAACAGCAAUAAACACAUGAGAUUAACUGGAAUAUGCUGAUUUGAAAAGAUGACUCUUGAGUCUUGAUAAGAAACGAAUGAAUUUAGAACUAAGCAAAAAUAUUAGACUAAAUACAUUUCUAAACACCAUACAGACAGCUUUUUAUGUCAUACUUAGUGACUCAAUUGAAUUAAAAUAUAUCGAAGACUGUUUAUGUGGGGCAGCAUUCUGAGCUAGUGGUUGCCGUGUCUGCCCCACAGUCAAGACGUCCUGGGUUUGAACCUCGGCUAAGUCUUAGUGUGGAGUUUGCGCGUUCUUGCAUGGUUCUCUUCGACUGCUCCGGCUUCCUCCCGCAUCCCAUGCAUGUUAGCUUCGUUGAACACUAAAUUGUCCAAAGGUGUGAAUGCUUGUCUAUAUGUGCCCUGCGUUUGACUGCAGGCGACCAGCCCAGGAUCUACUCUGCCUCUCGCCCCAAGGUCGGCCGGGAUGCACUCCAGUUUAACAGCGACCCAAAUGCGGACAAGAGCUACUGAGUACAGAUAAUGGAUGGAUGAACUACAACCCCGAUUCCAGUGAAGUUGGGACGUUGUAUUAAACAUAAAUAAAAACAGAAUACAAAGAUUUGCAAAUCAUGUUCAACCUAUAUUUCAUUGAAUACACUACAAAGACAAGAUAUCUAAUGUUCAAACUGGUCAACCUUAUUGUUUUUAGCAAAUAAUCAUUAACUUUGAAUUUUGAAAUAGGAAAUAAUCAUUAACUUUGAAUUUUUUGAACACGUUCCAAAAAAGCUGGGACAGGGUCAUGUUUACCACUGUGUUACAUCACCUUUUCUUUUAACAACAUUCAAUAAACGUUUGGGAACUGAGGACACUAAUUGUUGAAGCUUUGUAGGUGGAAUUCUUUCCCAUUCUUGCUUGAUGUACAGCUUCAGCUGUUCAACAGUCCGGGGUCUCCUUUGUCCUAUUUUACGUUUCAUAAUGCGGCAGACAUUUUCAAUGGGAGACAGGUCUGGACUGCAGGCAGGCCAGUCUUGUACCCGCACUCUUUUACUACGAAGCCACGCUGUUGUAACAUGUGCAGAAUGUGGUUUGACAUUGUCUUGCUGAAAUAAGCAGGGGCGUCCAUGAAAAAGACGUUGCUUGGAUGGCAGCACACGUUUCUCCAAAACAUGUAUGCAUGAAUGGUGCCUUCACAGAUGUGUAAGUUACCCAUGUCAUUGGCACUAACACAGCCCCAUGCCAUCACAGAUGCUGGCUUUUGAACUUUGCGUCCAUAACAAUCCUGAUGGUUCUUUUCCUCUUUGGCCCGGAGGACACGACGUCCACAAUUUCCCAAAACAAUUUGAAAUGCGGACUCGUCGGACCACAGAACACUUUUCCACUUCGCGUCAGUCCAUCUUAGAUGAGCUCGGGCCCA
This is a messenger RNA of Phyllopteryx taeniolatus (common seadragon), 5412 nucleotides long. RefSeq names its product transcription factor Sox-10-like. The record is from RefSeq and is a predicted model, not a curated record. Gene Ontology annotation, cellular component: nucleus. Bases 331 to 1836 code for a protein of 501 amino acids. Gene Ontology annotation, molecular function: DNA-binding transcription factor activity, RNA polymerase II-specific; RNA polymerase II cis-regulatory region sequence-specific DNA binding. Gene Ontology annotation, biological process: peripheral nervous system development; negative regulation of transcription by RNA polymerase II; morphogenesis of an epithelium. The transcript has 4 exons. NCBI's taxonomy places the organism in Eukaryota, Metazoa, Chordata, Actinopteri, Syngnathiformes, Syngnathidae.